Molecule: messenger RNA, 1518 nt
Organism: Glarea lozoyensis ATCC 20868
Lineage: Eukaryota; Fungi; Ascomycota; Leotiomycetes; Helotiales; Helotiaceae
Product: RNA-binding, RBD
Exons: 4
Coding region: 1-1518 (505 amino acids)
Molecular function (GO): RNA binding
Source: RefSeq, a predicted model, not a curated record
AUGGCUGACAACGGUCCCCCUCCUUCGAACGCACAGCUUCCGCCUCCCCCGCAGACGACUGCUGGUGCACCAGGCUACGAUCACUCCAAUGGCCAGGGCAACCAUAUGCCACCACCACCUCUGCCACCAGUCAUUAUUCCUCAGAACACAAACCCAAUUCCGACCGCCAUCACUUCUCCCAUGGGCGAGAAUGGCGGAGUAAUGUCACCAGACAGCGCGGGCGGCUUCGUUCGUCGUGCUGCCCCCGAGCCAAACAAGCGUGCUCUGUACGUGGGAGGACUUGACCCUAGAGUCACGGAAGAUGUCUUGCGACAAAUAUUCGAGACCACUGGUCAUGUCCAACAUGUCAAAAUCAUCCCGGACAAGAAUGUUGGCGCUGAACAACAGGCUAAAGGAUUCAACUACGGUUUCGUUGAGUACGAUGACCCCGGAGCUGCUGAGCGUGCUAUGCAGACCCUGAACGGAAGACGAGUUCAUCAAGCCGAAAUUCGCGUCAACUGGGCUUACCAAUCCAACACCUCUAACAAGGAGGAUACCUCUAACCACUUCCACAUAUUUGUGGGUGAUCUUUCUAAUGAGGUCAAUGAUGAAGUCCUUCUCCAGGCAUUUUCUGCCUUCGGCUCCGUGUCGGAAGCUCGUGUUAUGUGGGACAUGAAGACUGGUCGCUCCAGAGGUUAUGGUUUCGUCGCCUUCCGCGAACGCCAAGAUGCCGAGAAGGCUUUGAGCUCUAUGGAUGGCGAGUGGCUAGGUUCUCGUGCUAUUCGUUGCAACUGGGCAAACCAGAAGGGCCAACCAUCCAUCUCUCAACAGCAACAAAUGUCAGCGAUGGGCAUGACCCCAACCACUCCUUUCGGCCAUCACCACUUUCCUACCCACGGUGUCCAGAGCUUCGACAUGAUUGUACAACAGACUCCGGCAUGGCAGACGACUUGUUACGUCGGCAACCUUACUCCUUAUACCACCCAAAAUGAUCUCAUUCCACUUUUCCAGAAUUUCGGUUUCGUUGUCGAGACCCGCUUCCAAGCUGAUCGUGGUUUUGCGUUUGUGAAGAUGGAUACCCAUGAAAAUGCUGCCAUGGCCAUCUGCCAACUUAGUGGCUACAAUGUAAAUGGUCGCCCACUGAAGUGCAGUUGGGGCAAAGACAAGGCACCUACUCAAGAUGGGUUCCCUCAAGGUACACCAACCGGCUACAGUCCUCAAGGUGGACAGACCCCAGGUGGCUAUGGAUCUGGAGCUCAGUCCGCCUAUUUCCCUCAAUACGGAGGAAUGCCUCAACCAGCUGGACCUCAAUCCGCUGGACCAAUGUCGACUCAACAAGGCCAGUUCCCUCCUCAACAGGGUGGUUAUGGAGGACCACCUGUUCCAUCGCCUGCUCAGUACAGCCAGCCUCAAAUGGGUUACGGAGGUUCUGCAAGUGCUGGUGGUUACGGUCGAGGCCAACAACAACCUCCGACCGCUCAAUGGAACGCGGCUCCACAACAAAGCUUUGGCAAUGGCUUUGGUGGAUAUCAAGGUUAA